This is a messenger RNA of Dictyostelium purpureum, 1665 nucleotides long. RefSeq lists its product as uncharacterized. NCBI's taxonomy places the organism in Eukaryota, Evosea, Eumycetozoa, Dictyosteliales, Dictyosteliaceae. Gene Ontology annotation, cellular component: Golgi membrane. Bases 1 to 1665 code for a protein of 554 amino acids. The record is from RefSeq and is a predicted model, not a curated record. Gene Ontology annotation, biological process: vesicle-mediated transport; intracellular protein transport. The transcript is spliced from 5 exons.
AUGGAUGUAAUUCUUGCAGUCCAAGAAUACAUUAAUAAAAUGUUAUCAAAUAUUCAAGGAAUGAAAGUUUUGGUUUUAGAUAAAGAAACGGCUGGUAUUGUCAGUAUGGUAUACACACAAUCUAAAAUUCUUCAAAAAGAAGUUUUUCUCUUUGAAAAAAUAGAAAAUGAAAAGGAAAAAAUGUUACAUAUGAAGGGUGUCUAUUUUUUAAGACCAACCGAAACAAAUAUCAAUUACAUCAAAGAUGAAUUAAAAGAUCCAAAAUAUAACAAAUAUCAUAUCUUUUUUACAAAUACUAUAUCAUCUAUUGCUUUGGGAGAAAUUGCAAAAGCAGAUGAACAAGAUGUUGUUUCAGAGGUUCAAGAAUUUUUUGCAGAUUUCUAUGCAGCUAAUCCAGAUACAUUCACAUUAAAUUUACCAGGUAUGCUCACAAAAAGAUCCCCAUAUUGGAUGAAUAAUUCAAAUAGACUUAUCGAUGGAUUGUUUUCAAGUUUAUUGGCAUUAAAAAAGAAGCCAUAUAUUCGUUAUAGUGCCAAUUCAGAUACAACUCGUUAUGUUGCCGAAAAAAUUGCAGAUAAAAUGAAUGAAAAUCGUGAUCUCUUUGAAAUUAGAAGACAAAAAGGUGAAUACGAUUCCUUACUUUUAAUCCUCGACCGUAAAGAUGAUCCAAUCACCCCACUUCUUCAUCAAUGGACCUAUCAAUCUAUGAUUCACGAAUUAUUAACAAUUAGCAACAAUAGAGUUAGUUUAGCAAAAGCCCCAAAUAUCAAAGAAGAUCUUAGAGAAGUUGUUUUAUCUUUAGAUCACGAUGCUUUUUACAAAGAUAAUCUUUAUAAGAACUUUGGUGAUCUUGGUGCCUCAAUUAAAGACUUGGUCGAUCAAUUACAAGAAAAAAUGAAUACAAAUCAAAACAUUCAAACUAUUGAUGAUAUGAAGAAAUUUAUUGAAGAAUACCCAGAUUUCCAAAAAUUCUCAACUACAGUUUCAAAACAUGUUGCAUUGAUGGAUGAACUUUCUAGAUUAAUUUCAAUUUCAAAUCUAAUGGAUGUUUCUGAAAUUCAACAAGAAUUAGCAUGCAAUCAUGAUCAUAAUAAUAUUUAUCAACACAUUUUAGAAUUUAUUGAAAAUCCAAAAAUUUCAAAUCAAGAUAAAUUAGUAAUUGUACUUUUAUAUAGUAUUAGAUAUGAAGAUGGUAAUGUUUGGGAAUUAAAAGAAAGACUUUCAAGAAUUGGUAUUUCACCAAAAGAUAUUCAGUUAAUAGACGUAUUAAAAAUGUAUGCAGGUAAAAAUUCACGUGAAGGUGAUUUAUUGGGUACUAAAAAUAUCUUCUCAUUUGCCAAGAGUGUUGUAAAACGUGGUUUACAAGGUGUUUCAAAUAUUUAUACUCAACAUAAACCAUUGUUACAUGAUAUUUUAGAUAGCAUUUUAAAAAACAAGUUAAGUCCAUCCUAUUUAUCACUUUCAACCAACCCACCAAGAGAUAGACCACAAGAAAUUAUCAUUUUCAUGGUUGGUGGUAUCACUUAUGAAGAAGCCUUAACCGUCUACACCUUUAACUCAUUAAAUGUCGGUGUUUGUCGUGUUAUUUUAGGUGGUACCACAAUUUUAAAUUGUCCUCAAUUUUUAGAUGAUCUUUCUGCUCUCCAACAAUCAAAUAGAAGAUAA